UUUUGUACCUCUCAACGAUAACGCCAAACACCCUCGAAUAAUCGACAACAGCAAACAAUGUCUUUCCGAGGUGGAUCAAGAGGCGGUCGCGGUACCGGCGCCAAUGCUGGUUUCAGCGGUGGUAGAGGAGGAUUCGGUGGUCGUGGUGGAGGUGCGUCGAUGCGAAUUUGCGGAUUUGAGAUCAAUUGUGCGCAAUUACUAACGGUUCAUAAUAGGCCGUGGCGGUUUCCAGCAAAGAGACAACGGCCCUCCAGCAGAUGUCUUUGGUAGAGAGUCUUAAUUGACAUUGUCAGAGCCAAUUGCUAAUAUUGGAAUAGCUAUGGGAUCUUUCCUCCAUGCCAGUGAAGGAGAAAUUGUCUGCGAAUCUAUCAAUACUAAAAUUCCUUACUUCAAUGCACCAAUCUAUUUAGAGAACAAGGUAAAAAUCUGCAAUCCCCAAAAAUUUGCGAAAAACAUAAGCUAAUAAUUGAAUCGAUAGACUUCAAUUGGUAAAGUUGACGAAAUUCUCGGUCCCAUCAACCAAGUUUAUUUCACCAUCAAGCCCACCGAAGGUAUCCAAGCUACUUCAUUCAAGACUGGCGACAAAUUCUACAUCGGAGGCGACAAACUUCUCCCGUUGGAAAAAUUCCUUCCAAAGCCAAAGCCACCUCCAGGAGCACCAAAACCAAAGAGAGCCGGUGGUGCCAGAGGAGGUAGAGGAGGACCAAUGAGGGGUGGACGAGGUGGCGGAAGAGGCGCGCCACGCGGAGGAAGAGGUGGUUUCACACCAAGAGGUGGUAGUGGAGGUUUCUCCAGAGGUGGAGGAAGCGGCGGCUUCUCUAGAGGUGGUGGUGGUUUCACUCCUCGAGGUGGCGCGAGAGGCGGUUCGAGAGGAGGAUUUUCCCGAGGUGGCCGUUAAAUCAUAGGGUAAAGAGCUGAAGUAGACGAAUCUGGGUAUAUGGCGUUUUUAAGGGUCUGUUUGUAGGUACGGCUUGGGCUGCUGCGAACUUCUGUGUAAAACUUGUACUUUCUUAGUCAAUAGUCGGUGGGGCUAUUGGAAAAAUUCCAAAGCUUCGGGCAACAUAUUACACAUGUUUCACCAAAGAGAAUCGACUCUAAAUUAAGAUCAAGCACUCACCAAUGAAUAAUGGACCGAAAAGCUUUCCAUACACGCUGAAUUAUCUGUA
Molecule: messenger RNA, 1166 nt
Organism: Sclerotinia trifoliorum
Lineage: Eukaryota; Fungi; Ascomycota; Leotiomycetes; Helotiales; Sclerotiniaceae
Source: the annotation of a GenBank genome assembly